Molecule: messenger RNA, 6588 nt
Organism: Entelurus aequoreus (snake pipefish)
Lineage: Eukaryota; Metazoa; Chordata; Actinopteri; Syngnathiformes; Syngnathidae
Product: neurexin-1a
Exons: 27
Coding region: 836-5290 (1484 amino acids)
Source: RefSeq, a predicted model, not a curated record
UAAAGAAAUCCUGUGAACGGUGCCGUAGAAUCCUGUGUGGGACUAUCCAGGACUGGCUGCAGUGUGCCCAAACAACCACCAGUCACGUGACGAGCCUUCGCGCGCAGUCUCGAGGAGGAGAGCAUAUAUCUUACUGCACCUUCCACACACCACCCCCCUCCUCUACCUCCUCCCGGGAGAGAACACCUUGGAGGUGAGCCUGGACCUUUUCAUUUCCUCGGAGCGGGUUCCUCCCGAGAGCUACCUUACCCGCCACCAGGCUCCCUUUCGUCGGCUUUUCGACUCACCUCCGCCGGCAUAGGAAGGAAGGAAGGAAGGAGGGAGGCGGAGGGAUCGAUGAGUCGCGAGCCGCCGCGGCACCAAAAGGAUGCUGGUGAGGUGGCUGGAGAGUGAUGACCAGGCACACACACACACACACACACACACACGUACACACCAUUCUUCAAAUCUUGCCCCCUGCUAAGUAAGACGGGGAGGGGAGAGAAUCCUGCAAUGACGAUGUCAUUUCUCUCUGUUAGCGGUGUGUGAGCCGUACAAAACGCACGCGCUCCAGCUCCGUGGGGAGUUUUCCUGCGUGGGGUGGGGGGGAGCGGGCCCCUAUCUGGGCCACCAAGAUGGAGUUCACGUCCGUUUGGGCGCACGUGUAAGAUGGCGAAUGAAGGACUGAGCGGAGGAUGAAAGAAGGAUCCCAAGCGUCACCUCGUUAGGAACGCAGGGCGCACCUGAGACACGUCCCUACAAAGUGCCGUCACCAUGAGCGCUGUAGAGCACGCUCCCCAGCUCUAGCCUCCCCCCCCUUCUUUCCGCCAGUGUGUGUGAGUGCGAGCGUGCGCGCAUGAGUGUGAUGGCGAUGUGCGUCUGGGCGGCGGCCCCUCUGCUCUUCCUGGGCCUGUGCCUGUGCAGCGUGGGGGGCCAGGCCCAAGGCGAGGUGCUGGAGUUCGGCGCCGUGUCCAACCAGUGGGGCCGCUUCCCGGUGUGGAACGCCUGCUGCGAGAGCGUGCUGAGCUUCAGCCUGCGGACGCACAGCCAGGAGGGCCUGCUGGUCUACCUGGACGACGAGGGCUUCUGCGACUUCCUGGAGCUGCUGCUCCUGCGCGGCCACCUGCGCCUGCGCUUCUCCAUCUUCUGCGCCGAGCCCGCCGAGCUGCAGUCGGGCGUGGCGGUGAGCGACGGGCGCUGGCACGCCGUGCGCGUCACGCGGGACUGGAAGAACACCUCGCUGGAGGUGGACGGGCGGCUGGAGGGCUGGGCGGAGGUGAAGAGCAAGAGGAGAGACAUGACGGUGUUCAGCCACACCUACGUGGGCGGAGUGACGUCGGAGCUCCACUCGUCGCCCCUGCGCCUCACCUCGCCGUCGGUGCGGGAGCACCCCGCCUUCCGUGGCUGGAUCACGGCGGUGAGCAUCAACGGCUCGUUGGUGGCGCUGGACAGCUCCGAGGGCGUCACGGUAACGGCCGGCUGCGGGCCGGACCACCAGUGCCAAAACGGCGGCGUGUGCAGCUUGGUCAACGACCUGGCCGUCUGCGACUGCUCCGACACCGGUUACCAAGGCAACGACUGCAGUGAAGAGCACAGCUACACGCCAGGUCUGGCACACCUGAUGAUUGGCGACCAAGCCCGCGAGGAGUACGUCGCCACCUUCAAGGGCUCCGAGUACUUCUGCUACGACCUGUCGCCCAACCCCAUCCAGUCCAGCAGCGACGAGAUCACGCUGUCCUUCAAGACGCUGCAGCGCAACGGCCUGAUGCUGCACACGGGCAAGUCGGCCGACUACGUCAACCUGGCGCUGAAGAACGGCGCCGUGUCGCUGGUCAUCAACCUGGGCAGCGGGGCCUUCGAGGCCCUGGUGGAGCCCGUCAACGGCAAGUUCAACGACAACGCCUGGCACGACGUCAAGGUCACCCGCAACCUGAGACAGCACUCAGGCAUUGGACACGCUAUGGUGACCAUAUCUGUGGACGGCAUCCUGACCACAACGGGCUACACCCAGGAGGACUACACCAUGCUGGGCUCGGACGACUUCUUCUACGUGGGAGGGAGCCCCAGCACGGCCGACCUGCCCGGGUCCCCAGUCAGCAACAACUUCAUGGGCUGUUUAAAAGAGGUGGUGUACAAAAAUAAUGAUGUGCGGCUGGAGCUGUCGAGACUCGCUAAACAGGGAGACCCCAAGAUGAAGGUUAGCGGCGUGGUAUCCUUUAAGUGCGAGAGUGUGGCCACGCUGGAUCCCGUGACCUUUGACACUCCGGAGUCCUUCGUGGCGCUCAGCAAGUGGACGGCGAAGAAAGCCGGGUCCAUUUCCUUCGACUUCAGGACCACCGAGCCCAACGGCUUGAUGCUCUUCAGCCACGGGAAGUCCAGACAGGUUCAGCGCAAGGACCCCCGCACACCGCCCACUGUCAAGGUGGACUUCUUUGCCAUUGAGAUGCUGGACGGUCACCUGUACCUGCUGCUGGACAUGGGCUCAGGGACCACAAAGACCAGGGCCAUCGACAAGAAGGUCAAUGACGGAGAGUGGUACCACGUGGACUUUCAGAGGGACGGACGCUCAGGGACCAUCUCGGUGAACAGCGUGCGGACGGCGUACACGGCGCCGGGCGAUAGCGAGAUCUUGGACCUGGACGAGACGCUGUACCUCGGUGGACUUCCUGAGGACCGCGCCGGACUCAUCUUCCCUACAGAGGUGUGGACGGCCCUGCUGAACUACGGCUACGUGGGCUGCAUCCGGGACCUGUUCGUGGACGGCCAGAGCAAAGACAUCAGGCGGCUCGCAGAGGCCCAAAGGGCGGUGGGGGUGAAGCCGUCGUGCUCCAGGGAGCCCCCCAAGCAGUGCCUGUCCAACCCCUGCCAGCACAACGGCAUCUGCAGGGAGGGCUGGAACCGCUACGUCUGCGACUGCUCGGGAACAGGAUACCUGGGACGCUCCUGCGAGAGAGACGCCACCAUCCUGUCGUACGACGGCAGCAAGUUCAUGAAGGUGCAGCUGCCCAUGGCCAUGCACACGGAGGCGGAGGACGUCUCGCUGCGCUUUCGCUCCCAGCGGGCCUACGGCGUUCUCAUGGCGACCACGUCCCGCAACUCGGCGGACACCCUCCGCCUGGAGCUGGACGGGGGCCGAGUGCGGCUCACCGUCAACCUAGACUGUAUCAGGAUAAACUGUACAGCCAGUAAGGGGCCAGAGACCAUCUUUGCGGGCUCGGGUCUCAAUGAUAAUGAGUGGCACACGGUGAGGGUAGUCCGGCGCGGCAAGAGCCUCAAGCUCACCGUGGACGACCUGCAGCCCGUUGAAGGUCAAAUGGCGGGCGACCACACACAGCUGGAGUUCCACAAUGUGGAGACGGGCAUCGUGACCGAGAAGCGCUUCAUGCCGGCCGUGCCCUCCAACUUCAUCGGGCACCUGCAGGGUCUGGCGCUGAACGGCAUGCCGUACAUCGACCUGUGCAAGAACGGCGACAUUGACUACUGCGAGCUCAACGCCGUCAUCGGCUACAAGAGCAUCGUGGCCGACCCCGUCACCUUCCGCUCGCGCUCCAGCUUCGUCACGCUGCCCACACUGCAGGCGUACUACUCCAUGCACCUCUUCAUGCAGUUCAAGACCACCUCGCCCGACGGACUCGUCCUCUUCAACCGAGGGGACGGCAAUGACUUCAUCGUGGUCGAGCUGGUUAAAGGCUACCUUCACUACAUCUCUGACCUGGGCAAUGGAGCCCACCUAAUCAAGGGCAACUCCAACAGUCCCUUGAAUGACAAUCACUGGCACAACGUGCACAUUUCCCGGGACACCAACAACCUUCACACGGUCAAGAUCGACACCAAAGUCACCACGCAGACGACCAUGGGCGCCAAGAAUCUCGACUUGAAGGGUGACCUGUACAUUGGGGGCGUGUCCAAAGAGAUGUACAAAGACCUUCCGAAGCUGGUCCACUCCCGGGAGGGUUUCCAGGGUUGCUUAGCGACGGUGGAUCUCAACGGCCGGCUCCCUGACCUUUUGGCGGACGCCUUGGCAACCGUGGGACAAGUGGAGCGAGGAUGUGAAGGUCCCAGCACCACCUGUCAAGAGGACUCCUGCUCCAAUCAGGGGGUUUGCUUGCAGCAGUGGGAGGGCUUCACGUGCGACUGCAGCAUGACGUCAUACGCAGGGCCUCUGUGUAACGAUGCUGGGACAACGUACAUCUUCGGGCGCGACGGCGGCACGGUGACCUACACUUGGCCCCCGAAUGAGCGUCCCAGCACCAGGGCGGACCGGCUCGCUCUGGGCUUCAGCACGCAGCAGAAGCACGCCAUUCUGCUGCGCGUGGACAGCGCGUCAGGCCUAGGAGACUACCUCCAGCUGCAGAUAGACAAAGGCAAUAUCAGAGUGGUGUUCAAUGUGGGCACGGACGACAUCAACAUCGAGGAGAGCUCCAAGUUUGUCAACGACGGGAAGUACCACAUCAUCCGUUUCACCCGCAGCGGCGGCAACGCCACCCUGCAGCUGGAUGACCUGCCUGUCAUCGAGCGCUACCCCUCAGGCAACAUUGAUAACGAGCGCCUGGCCAUCGCCAGACAGCGAAUCCCCUAUCGGCUCGGUCGAGUAGUUGACGAUUGGCUACUCGACAAAGGUCGCCAGCUGACCAUCUUCAACAGUCAGACCACGGUGCGCGUGGGCGGACGCGACCAAGGCGCCGCCAUGUUCCAGGGCCAGCUCUCGGGCCUCUACUACAACGGCCUGCGCAUCCUCAACAUGGCCGCCGAGGGCCACCCGCACAUAAGGGUGCACGGCAGCGCCCGGCUGGUGGGCGACAUGCCGUCGUCCUCCAUCACGCCGCAGUCCAGCGCCGCCGCCGGGGGCAACCGCUCUGACUCUGCCCCAUCCAUUAGCGACAUCACCACUACCACGGCCACCAACAGGAAACAGGGCGCCACCCAGCAGUCGGCCGACGACAUCCUGGUGGCGUCCGCCGAGUGCCCCAGCGACGAUGAGGACAUCGACCCCUGCGACCCCAGCUCAGCCCGUCCUCCCCUGCCGGAGGUGAAGGUCUUCCCCGGCCCGUCGGAGGUGGUCCGCGAGAGCAGCAGCACCACGGGCAUGGUGGUGGGCAUCGUGGCGGCGGCGGCGCUCUGCAUCCUCAUCCUGCUCUACGCCAUGUACAAAUACCGCAACCGGGACGAGGGCUCGUACCACGUGGACGAGAGCCGCAACUACAUCAGCAACUCGGCCGCGCAGCCCAACGGCAGCGCCAAGGACAAGCCGCUGGGCAUCACCAAGAUCUCCAAGAACAAGAAGAACAAAGACAAGGAGUACUACGUCUGAAGCGGCGGGACGCACACACCUUUAUAUACUCCAACAACAACAAAAAAGGAAAAAAAAGGCUCUAUGUACAUAAAUAGGUAUAUUCUCAAAAGAGCGCACACACGGACGUUAAUGUUUACUCUCCAAUAAUCCCACAUUCAUCCAAGCACACACAGACUGGCCACAGAGGGUCCCAGAGACCCUUCUUGUACAAAAUCCACCAGUGAGAGCCUCGGGAAAGCGACUCUUUUUAUCAACAUUUAGGAAGGAAGCGCCAACCCGACACACUUGGAGCUUCACCCGGGAAAAAAGUCAGUGUGAAUGUACUCUUACUGGCGACUAUUUACGUCAAGCACACGCCAUGUACCGGAGGGUGUGUAGCCGGGGGUCCGAAAACCACAAAAAAGACGAGACGAGCAGCCCUGAAGUGUCUUUUCUUCUCCCAGCUUCUAUUGGCCUUCCACUUAGCGGACGGUGACUCUUGAGGAAGGAUUCAACACAAGAACCAAGCACAGGACGGGGACGGGAAAUCAGGGUGGAGUGGGCGGGGCCUAGAUGUCGUUUGUUUUUUUUAUGUUUACCUGGAACGGAUACCGGAGACUUGAGAUGCUACCUACAGACACGCAUGGCCACACGGUCUUGAUGGGCGGGACUCGGGAGUCGUUUCUCAUUGCACGUGAGUCGUGAUUUAUACGCCCGCGGGCCAGAGGCGGCGCCGUGUUAGAUUCCGCACCCGAAUCGGCUCUUUUGGAAUCGGAAUGGCAUGGCGGCGGGGGCGUCCGGUUUUAGUCGCGGGCAAUCCGAGCGAGGCUAAACGAAAGGAGGACUUUUUAGGAGAGUGGACAGGUGUUUGGUUUUUCUACACAUAUAGGACAUAAGGGUGCCAUAACGUCGGCCAGCCCCGCUCCAGUUCUUCCACGCGACGUACGUCUGAUGCAUGCUGGCAGGACAACAACAACAAAAAACAAAAAAAAAAUGGUGUGAGAUGAUAGCGUCCAAAUGAUCCCCCUCCAUCUUGACUUUUAUGAUGUUUCUCAAUCUCUGUCGUCCUUUUCCUUUUCCUCUUCCUCCUCUCUCUCUCUUUCUCUUUCUCGCUCCGUUUGUGUUGCCGUCCCACGGCGGCGCUUCUCCACCCCCGGGCGGUGCUCCACCCCCUACUCGGUGUUCAUUGACCAUCUUAUUAUUUUCUAUAUGUACAAUUUUUCUACAGUAUUUACUUUUAUUUUUAUUGUUACGGUUCUUUGAUGAACAUAAAGUGGAAAUUUAUUAUGAAAAAUAGUUUUGAAGAUUAACGAGUAAAUAAACUAUUACCCAAGUCA